AUGACCCGACGAGGUAUAUCUUCUGCCGCUACCAUUCUCCUCGAUUCAGGCGCUGCUUCAAAAUUUAAAGAUCAACUCUCUACCAUCAGAUCAGUUACAAUUCCUGUUGCUGUUAUAAAUCCCAGGUCAACGACGCCACAAGUCAAUGUAGCAGAGACGAUGGAUUUGAGCAGUGGUGCGAUUGUGGGAAUUGUGUUGGGUUCUAUAUUGGGGUUCCUGGUGUUGUUGGUGUUUGGAUAUAAGUGCUGUGUUGAUAGACGAUCUGCGGGCUGGAAUGCGAGGUAUGAUGGAGAUGGGGAUGAAAUUAUAUAUGGGGAUAGGAGAAAUAAUGGAGAAGGACGAGGAAGAAAUUUGAAAAGUGGUGCGAGAGGUGGGGGUAGAGAGGAUUGGGAGAUGAGGUGUGAGUAUGAUGAUGGUGAUGGUGGUGGGAUUAGGAGGAUUGAUAAAGUGGUUGUGGGAAAUGAGAGGAGAGGGAGAGGAAGGAGAUAUAGGAGGAUAAGGAGAGAGAGGGAUUGGAAAACGGAUGAUAAUGAUUGUUAUAAUAGGAGAAACAGCAGUCGUGAAUGGGAAAGAGGAGGGAAUAGAAGAAGAAAAAGAAGGAGGAGGAAUGCAUGGGUAGUAAUUGAGAGAAGAGGAAUUCUAGGUUGGGGCAAACCUGUUAAGAACUCAAGGGAAGAAGUUUACGGAGAGGAAUAG
This is a messenger RNA of Botrytis sinoallii, 696 nucleotides long. RefSeq lists its product as uncharacterized. NCBI's taxonomy places the organism in Eukaryota, Fungi, Ascomycota, Leotiomycetes, Helotiales, Sclerotiniaceae. The transcript has a single exon. The coding region runs from base 1 to 696 and encodes 231 amino acids. The record is from RefSeq and is a predicted model, not a curated record.